CAAAACUCCUAAUUUAAAAUUUGUUAAUUGGAUUCCAGGUUUGCAUACCGAUCCCGGGAUGGAUUUCUUCCAUUCAAGAGAGAAGAGACAUGGCAAAAGAGCAGGAUUGUUUGGUCACAAAAGUGCGAGCAAGAGCAACCCGUCCAGCCCUCCUCAUCUUCCUGAGGCUCGGUCUCUGCCGACAACUCAUUUCGGUAUGAAAAGAUCAGAAUCAGAGCACGCGUUUCCCAUCUCCGAUGAACAAACCACUCACUGGAAACAACAGCGAGCCUCUGAACGCAUUCCCAAUUCCCACCAACGGCCUCCAGUCUACAGAUAUAGCACGCCCGAGCGUCCUAGAGAGCCUGAUGAGGAUGUGACCCCAAGGAGCAAUGGUUCUGGAAGCCCUUUUCGAUCUGCAAGAACCCGCACACCUGAUCGCCGUAGGAGGUCUAGCGAGUUAAGCAAAGAGCUGUACGAGAGAAUGUAUGAGGCAGAGGCCAAUGUGAGCCCAUUUCACCCCUCUAGAAGCCGUUCUCCAGCUCCCUACAACACCCAUGACCGUGGAAGAGACUACAGUAGAGAAAGAUAUGAAGCUAAGGGCAAUGUAACUUCGCGGAACAGCGCUCCUUCGAGCCCAUUUCAUCCAUCCAGAAGCCGCUCUCCACCGCAACACGCAAGGACUCAGAGAUACAACAACGGAAAAGAUCAUUUCGAGGGGAUGUACGAGGCAGAUGCCGAUAUCACACCGCGUAACAGCCCUCCCAUGAGUCCUAUUCAUCACACCACGAGCUACUCUCCACCACCGCCAUUCUACUCAUCCAGCGACGACGAAGACGACAACAAUUCCACCUAUCUUUUUCCAGAAAUUGCAACAGGACGUCGUUCCAGGGGAGUCUCAGGGAGCAGCACGCCGGUUCACUACAAGUAUCAGAUCACAUCGGUAGAGACUUACGAGCAAGACAGGCAAUUCGAGCCGCCGGAGCUGCCGGACGAGUCUGAGAGCUUCACGAUGCACGAGAUCGCCAAAAUGCGCGGACUCCAAAGCUACGACAAGGAAGAGAUACAGUUGGCGAUCUCCGAGACUUACGUCUCCGUCGCCAAUUACAAGGUGCGGAUGAGCGUCGCCGCCACGCUCGAGGCGAUUAUUGACAAACACGGUGACAUCGCCGCCUCGUCGAAGUUGCAAUCUACCUCAACGAGGUCGUUUUAUCUCGAAUCCCUAGCCGCAGCAGUGAUGGAACUGAAAUCAACGGCGUUGAGAGAUCUGACGAAGACGCGGGUGGCGGAGAUCGCAGCGGUCGUGAAAGACAUGGAUUCGGUGAAAAUCGACGUAUCAUGGCUGAAAACAGCCGUCACGGAGCUAGCGGAGGCGGUGGAGUACUACGGGAAGUACGACACGGCGAAAAUCGUGAGAGAGGAGUGCGAUAGGGAAAUGACGGAGGGGAAAGAAGAGAUGGAGGAGCUAAGGGAGGAGCUGCGGCGGAGAGAGAAGGAAACGAAGGAAUGUAGAGAGAGAGUGACGGCGAUGGCGGGACGAUUGGGGCAGCUGGAGAUGAAGGAAGUGAGAGUGAAGAAGAAUCUGGAGCUGUUUGAGAGCAAGUUUUGUAUAACGUGGGAGGUUCUAUCGACAAAGCUCUCCGACGAAGGUGGUGUUGACGAGCAAAGAACGAGAUCUGCUUCGAUUGCAGUACGAAGGAUCCGACUUGGGUAUAUAGGUGUUUUACCUGGAGGAAAGGUAAUUCCGACGAAUAGACAGACAAGAAGAGCACUGAGUAAUAUAAACAAGAACAUCAUCGGAGCUCCUGUUUAUCCUUCUGCUGUCAACAAGAGACCAUUCACCAAGAAGAAUGGGAUAUGUAACAAGAAGAUUCCACUCCAUUGCAUCGUCCGGUUACUAGGUCGGAAAUUUGCUGCUCAGUUAGCUGAGAACAAUCCCCAAAUCUACAAGGAGGAAACCAAGAAACCAGAGUUGAUUUCGAACGAAACAUUAGAUAGAAUCAUAACAGAUGUGGAAGAAGGAGACUUUAAUGAACCAAUGUUUGUUCAACACACUGAAGCCAUGCUUGAAGAGAUUGACCGAAUGGAAGGAAUUGAAAUGGAAGAUUCAAAUGAUAUUGAUGUUGAAGUAGAAGAGUCUGUGAUGGAUAUAGACAGCUGUGACAAGAACAAUCCUCUAGCUGUAGUUGAAUACAUUGAUGACAUAAAUUGCUUCUACAAGAAAAAUAUUGGUUACAUAUGGGAUUUUCAUGUUCUUGCAAGCAUUGGAUCAGAUUCUAAAGGAUGUGUUUGGGUGUUUAUGAGCAUGUUUGACUUCAGACAUGGUGGAUCUAACCAGAUGCUUUUGAUGGAUAAGAAACGUGGAAGCAAAAGAAUCAUAGGUAAUAAUGGAAUGUUUGAGACUAAGGUUGAGAAGCAGCUUACUUGUGAUUGUGAGGAAAGUGAAGCUGAAAUGCAGAGUGUCAAGAUACUAAGAUGAGAUUGAUGAGAAGUCUAAGAAAGGUAAGAGGUGUUUCUGUAUUCAGCAUUUUAUAUAAGACUAUGAUGUUUGUUAUGUAUUGUCUAAUCAAAAACCAGUUUUCAA
Molecule: messenger RNA, 2563 nt
Organism: Arabidopsis arenosa
Lineage: Eukaryota; Viridiplantae; Streptophyta; Magnoliopsida; Brassicales; Brassicaceae
Source: the annotation of a GenBank genome assembly